CGGUACUGCGCCGAUCUCAGUACAAUCAGGACGAGGAGGCGUGUGACAGCUACACUUCGCUACACGUCGCCUACGGAUGAUCGAAACAACCCCAGUUUCUCUCAUUGUUCAAAAUAAACAGCAGCCGUGCCCCGCCGCGCCCCCACCCCCAGCGGAGCCGUCAUGUGGCAGGAGGCCCGCAAACACGAGCGCAAGCUCCGUGGCAUGAUGGUGGAUUACAAACGCAGAGGAGAGCGCCGGCGAGAAUACUAUGAGAAAAUCAAAAAAGAUCCAGCUCAGUUUCUGCAGGUUCAUGGAAGAGCCUAUAAGAUUCAUCUGGAUCCCGCUGUGGCACUCGCUGCAGAGAGUCCAAUCAACAUGAUGCCAUGGCAAGGAGAUGCCAACAACAUGAUUGACAGGUUUGAUGUCAGGGCUCAUCUGGACUACAUCCCCACAUACACGCCUCCACUGCUCAGCACAACAACCCCAGAGCAGGAGAUGGAGGAGAGGAAGUGCAAUUACGAGCGUUACAGAGGCCUUGUGCAGAACGAUUUUGCCAACAUCUCUGAGGAGCAGUGUUUAUACCAAAUCUACCUGGACGAGCUCUAUGGUGGCCUGCAAAAGCCAAAUGAGGAGGAGAAGAAAAAGCUGGCUGAAAAAAGGGCGUCUAUUGGUUACACAUACGAAGACAGCACUGUGGCGGAGCCAGAGCCCCAGUCAGAUAAAGAUGAAGACAACUCAGAGAACAGUGAAUCAGAGGAGGAUGAGGGCAUCCCAGAUAUUGAUGUGGAGGUGGACGUUGAUGAGCUGAACCAGGAACAGGUGCUGGACCUCAACAAAAUAGCAACCCCGUAUGGGAUGGCUGAAGGAGACUUUGUUAGGAUGUUGAGGAAAGACAAGGAGGAAGUGGAGGCCAUCAAACAUGCCAAGGCUCUGGAGGCGGAGAAGGCCAUGUACUCUGGCCGGCGUUCUCGACGACAGAGGCGAGAGUUCAGGGAGAAGAGGCUAAAAGGUCGACAGAUCAGUCCACCGAGCUAUGCAAGGAGAGACAGCCCCACAUAUGACCCCUACAAACGUCCUGAGUCAGAGUCAAGCUCUGAGUCUCGAUCGCGCUCUCGUACUCCCGGUCCAGAAAAGAUCACCUUCAUCACCAGCUUCGGAGGCAGUGAUGAUGAAGCGGCUGCAGCCACUCAAACAGCCACUCCUCACUCUGGCCACGCCCCCUCCAGCACGCAGCACCCUGCAGGUCAUAGCAGGGGCUCCCGGAGACGAAGGUCAUCAUCCAGCCGCUCCCCUUCCUCCUCCUCCCGCUCCUCCUCCCGGUCUUCCUCUCGCUCUUCCUCGCGCUCCCGCCGUGCCAGACGUGGUCGUGGGGGAAGGGAUGGUCGCCGUUCCAGGACCCGAUCGAGAUCGAGGCGGCGUACAAGAUCACACUCGAGAGGUAGGGGAGGAAACGGAGGAGGUGGAUCCUGGAGGAGACGCGACUGGACACGAUCACGGUCUAACGACAGAAACCGGGAUCGAGAUAGAGAUCGGGACAGGGACCGAGACAGAGACAGGAGACGAUACUCAGCACGUAGAAGAACAAGGUCACGCUCAAGUUCUCGGCAGGGAGGCAGUUUGAGGCGAGGGGGGCGAAGCAGCGGAGGCCAUCGGCGGGGAGACAGCAAUAGCCGCAGUCCCUCUCAGUCCCCAAAACGCCUUAACCACAGUCCCUCCCCUCCCCACAGAGGAGCCCAGCCCUCUACCCUCAGCAUCACUGACAAGCUAAGAAAGCCUGAAACUCCGGGUGGUAAAGAGACGGGAGCUGCCAAACCCAAGAUGACCCCACAGGAGCGACUGAAGCUACGAAUGCAGAAGGCGCUCAACAAGCAAUCCAAGGCGGAUAAAAAAGCUGCUCAGGUGAAGAUCCAGCAGCAGGAACACAAGCGCCAGGAGCGAGAGGGAGAGCUGCGAGCCAUGGCACGCAAAAUUCGCAUGAAGGAGCGUGAGAGACGAGAGAAAGAGAGGGACGAAUGGGAGAGACAAUAUGGGCGACAGAGCCACUCACCCUCUCCCUCUAAAUACAGUCGUGAACACAGCUCACACAGAAGGAGGUCGCGGUCUCGUUCACGGAGUCCUUACUAUCGAUACUGAGCUGUGGGAAACAUGAACACGUCACAGACUCUUCUGCACCGUACUUUGUCAUUAGUACACAAACUAUUAAAGAGGCUAAAACAUGGUAAUAUGAAGAGAUGAACUAAUACUACACUCUCUGAAAUAGUGUGGGUCUGUACAUUUGAAUUUUUUGACUGAUGACCUUUAAUUUCUAUGAAUUCACCACUGAUUGAUUCAAUCUGCCCUUUUAAUUUCUGCUUCAUCCUGUAAAGAGACCGAAGGUUUGAGUUUCCUUCUGCAUGCUCUUUAUUUCUGCCUGACCUCUUCUGAAAAACCUUGUACUUCAAACUAUAAACCGUAAAACCAAGCAAUAUUACCUUUUACCUCACAUCCUCCUUAUGAAAUCACGCUCCCUCUCAGCUUUUUUCAUGAUCACACCUAAAGGAGCAUUUAUCACCUUUCAUGGGCUGUGCGGGAUAUUAAAUUCAUUCAUUUGUUGAUAAAAUAAGAUGAAGUUCAUAAGAGUUCAAGCUACCAAACCUCUCUUUUUAUACUCUGUCCUCUGCCAAAUGGUUCACCGAAGCAAAUAACUUUUUUUGUUGUCAGAAAUGUGGAAUGUUAAACACAAAACUACAAAUAAAAUCAGAUUUUUGGGA
Messenger RNA from Cheilinus undulatus (humphead wrasse), 2732 nucleotides. Its product is annotated as CLK4-associating serine/arginine rich protein. The record is from RefSeq and is a predicted model, not a curated record. The transcript is spliced from 21 exons. The coding region runs from base 163 to 2115 and encodes 650 amino acids. Lineage: Eukaryota; Metazoa; Chordata; Actinopteri; Labriformes; Labridae.